AUGGCAGUUAUAUUCUCCCCAACACCAACAUCCGUCCUUCCAGAGGGAGAACUGGAGGACCCCUCUGUCCACUUUUAUUCCAAGUGGGUUUCCAAGCGCUCCUUCAAAAACUUACUGGGUAAUCCCCAGGCCUCCCUAGCUCAGGUAAUCAUAAUAGUUAUCCUGGGACUGGUUAUAGAUGCCAUUUUCUAUGAUCUAAAAAGUGACCCCACGGGAAUCCAGAGCAGAGCUGGGGUGCUCUUCUUCCUGACCACCAACCAGUGUUUCAGCAGCAUAACAGCCGUGGAGCUCUUCGUGGCGGAGAAAAAGCUGUUCAUGUGAGCGUGGCUCUGUUCCGGGAAGGGCGCUGUCCACUGUCAGGGCUGGUGGUCACACUGGUCACAUCCAGAAGUUGGCCACGGAUUGGUCCCUGGGAUU
This is a messenger RNA of Myotis davidii, 417 nucleotides long. RefSeq names its product ATP-binding cassette sub-family G member 2-like. The transcript is spliced from 4 exons. Gene Ontology annotation, cellular component: membrane. The record is from RefSeq and is a predicted model, not a curated record. Gene Ontology annotation, molecular function: ABC-type transporter activity. NCBI's taxonomy places the organism in Eukaryota, Metazoa, Chordata, Mammalia, Chiroptera, Vespertilionidae. The coding region runs from base 1 to 321 and encodes 106 amino acids.